UUUAUUAAACUUUCGAUUCCUUUUGGUUUUGGGCACCAGUGACAAAAGAAGAAAGGAAACGCCAAAGAAACAAAAGAAGAAUAAACGCAGAAGAACGGAGAAGAAGGAAGAAUUGGAAAACGUAGAAGAAGGGGUAAAGAUAAGCUGUCGUCUGUGGAGGACCUUACAAAAUUUAUCCGUACCACGAAAGAGAAGGGUUUCUAAUUCUAGCACACCUUCACUCGUUAUAAUUUCUCGCCUGAACCAAGCAAUGUUUUCAAAAAUCCACAAAGCAACCGAUAAGACUAGGAGAUUCUUACAAAACAAAGCUACUGUUACGUACCAGCUGUCCUACCAGAUUGGUUCUAGCUUUUGAAUUUGCUUAAGAGUUUAUCUUUAUCUUAGCUAUUGAUUGUUAUCUAAUAUUUCAAGUAUUUGUUAUUUAAUGGGAUAACAAUUGCCUUUAUCCUUAUCAGAUUAGUAGGCUAGAUUGUAGGAAUUGUUUCUAUCGUUUAGGUGUUGGAUUUGUUUUUACGUUCAGUUGUAAGGCCUAUUAUGAUUAAUAAAGGGAUAUGAGAAUAUUUUAGUAAAAAUCAAGCUUUGCUUGUUAAGGAGGUCUUGGUUAUCCCUCGAAGUAUAACUAUAAAUUUCCUCUUGUCUGCUGUUUUAUUUCUGAAAAUCCUUAAAUCUAACCAUAGCCCCUCGAGGGAAAAGAGGAUCUGCACGCGGCCAUGGAGGGGGUCAUAACAGCUACCUUGUUUGUUAAGGCACCUAAGCAUGACUAAGAACAACUCCAAAGUUCAGGCUCUCUAUGACCACUGCAACAACACCUUCACUCCCUCUACCUCUCCCUCUCCUCAAGCUUCCCAGAGUAUCUGUUCUCUUCUGGACACACUUGGUCCAGCUGAUGUUGGGCUUAAAGUGGAACUUUCGGAUGAUGAUCUAGAACAUGGAAAUUUUGGAAUUAACCAACUAGACAGGGCAGAACGACGGGCACAACCAAUAACUUAUUUGGAAGUAUAUAAAUGUCAUAGUUCUACUAUGUGUAUAUUUUGCCUUCCUACUUCCGCAGUUUUUCCACUCCAUAACCAUCCUGAGAUGACUGUUUUUAGCAAAGUUCUCUAUGGCUCUGUGCAUGUGAAAGCUUAUGAUUGGGUUGAGCCUGCCCAAAUCCAGGAAACAAAAGGACCUAGUUCCUUUCCAGUAAGAUUGGCAAAGUUGUCGGCUGAUAAAGUUUUGACAGCACCAUGUGAGGCCACAGUUUUGUACCCAAAAAGUGGGGGUAAUUUGCAUUGUUUGACUGCAGUCACCCCUUGUGCUGUACUUGACAUCCUCUCACCUCCAUACAGAGAAGAACCAGGCAGAAAAUAUAGCUACUACCAUGACUACCCCUACUCUACCUUCUCAGGAAAUAGAGCUUUUAUAGAAACACCAGAUGGGAAAGAAGAGGACUAUGCAUGGCUUGCAGCGAUAGAAACACCAGAUGAUCUCAAUAUCUGCGACGGAAAAUAUGCUGGCCCAGCCAUUGAGCUCUAGCUGUCUCAUCACUUUUGUUUAGAUAAUUCAAAAUUCUCAUUUGCGUUCAGUUCUAGCUUUGGACCAUAGAAAAUGUUAAUGCCUUGAUUCCUGCCAUAGUCUUACAAAAGAGGUACUAUAAAAUGCUGAUGCAGGGUGCUUUAUAGAUGAUCACCUACCGAACUUUAACAUGAAGUCAUUUCGAAAUCCAUCUCUAUUCUCCAAGUUAAUUGGCCAUUUUGGUUAUUAUUCAAGGAUUUCAAUCACGUCAAUAAUGAUUUGUUUAUUUUUGGUCUUCC
Molecule: messenger RNA, 1793 nt
Organism: Quercus robur (English oak)
Lineage: Eukaryota; Viridiplantae; Streptophyta; Magnoliopsida; Fagales; Fagaceae
Product: plant cysteine oxidase 3-like
Exons: 6
Coding region: 757-1515 (252 amino acids)
Molecular function (GO): oxidoreductase activity, acting on single donors with incorporation of molecular oxygen, incorporation of two atoms of oxygen
Source: RefSeq, a predicted model, not a curated record